[Candida] anglica is the source of this 1329-nucleotide messenger RNA. NCBI's taxonomy places the organism in Eukaryota, Fungi, Ascomycota, Pichiomycetes, Serinales, Debaryomycetaceae. The record is from the annotation of a GenBank genome assembly.
AUAAUGUCGUACAAAGAGUCCAAAGCUUACAAAUACUUUCGUAAAGUGCUGGCGUUUUUAAUCAAACAAUGGUUCUUCAUCAUGUUGGCAGUUUUCAUCGCCUUGGCCCAUUCAUAUCCAAAUUUUGCCAAACAAGAGGGGACUAUCAAGGCCCAAUAUACCAUUGAAUACGGGGCAGUUGCAGUGAUUUUCCUUAUUUCCGGGAUCUCGAUGUCCACCAAAGAUUUGGCUAAAAAUAUGUUACAUUGGCGUGCUCAUUUCACCGUUUUGUCCCUAUCAUUUUUGAUCACUAGUGCCAUCAUGUUUGGCAUAGUGACAGGAGUUAAAUCCGCCAAUAACGAUAAUAUCGAUAAUUGGAUGUUAGUUGGAUUAAUUGUAACCCAUGCUUGCCCCACCACCGUGGCUUCAAAUGUCAUCAUGACGAAACAAGCGCAUGGGAAUGAUGUCUUAACCUUGUGUGAAGUGUUCUUGGGGAACAUUUUAGGGGCUUUCAUCACUCCAGCACUCAUUCAAAUGUAUUUGAAAGGCCCUUGGGAAUUUGGGAAUCCUACAAAUCUGGCAGGUGAUGGUAGUAUUGGUAGUUUGUAUAAACUGGUUAUGAAACAAGUGGGACUUUCAGUAUUUGUCCCACUUUUCGUGGGGCAAGUUAUACAAAAUAUUUUCCCCAAACAAAGUAAAUGGUGUGUUCAAAAACUUUAUUUAGGUAAAGUUGGAUCUGUCAUGUUACUUUUAAUUAUGUAUCAAUCAUUUUCAACCGCUUUUGCCCAAAAUGCUUUCAAUCUGGUACCUCCAGCAUCAAUUAUAUUUAUUGUAUUUUUCAACAUUGGGAUUUAUUUAUUUUUCACCAUGAUAAGUUUUUAUUAUUCACGUCCAUUAUUCAUUAUCAAGGUAUUUUAUCCCACCAAACCAACCAAAGAAAGCACUAGAAUGUAUCGUUGGGGGUACAAGAUGUUUACCCCAUUCUAUUAUAACAAGAGAGACACCGUUGCAGUGAUGCUUUGUGGUCCUGCCAAGACUGCUGCAUUGGGUGUUUCACUUGUUUCAUCUCAAUAUGGAUCAAAUAAUCCUAAUUUAGGGAAACUUUUAGUACCACUUGUAUUAUAUCAAGCAGAACAAGUGAUGACUGCACAAGUAUUAGUAACAUUUAUGAAGAGAUGGGUUGAAGCUGAAAAGAUUCCUGAUGAAGAGGAACAAAUAAAUGAUAAAGAGGACAAUGAAGUAAAGGAAAAUGAACCACCAAUGGAAGAACAAGUUGAAGAACUGGCUCAAGAAGGGUCCGAUUCAACCGUAGCCUAUAGUCGAUCAUCCGAAGAGAACACUAAAGGUUAA